UUCUGCUCACCUGCGCAGAGAGCCCGCCUCUAUCCAACUCUCGCCUUCGCUGCCGGGCUGGCUCCGGCUUUCCCUUCCGGCUCGCGGCGCAGGCGCACAGCAGGAAAGGAAGCGGCAGCAUGGCCACUCGAGCUAAGCGAAAGAGAGCAGGAGGGCCGCCCGCUUCCUGGGAGGAGGAAGGCGGCGGCGAGGGGGUGGACUCGGACAGCGAUGAAGAGAGUGAUGAGGAAGAGGAGGAAGAAGAGUUAAAUGAGGAAGUAAAUGUUGAAUUUGAAGCACAUUCAUUAUCUGAUAAUGAUAAGAAUGGAAUAAAAAAAUUACUGCAACAGCUGUUUCUAAAGGCUCCUGUUAAUACAGCUGAUCUGACUGAUAUAUUGAUACAACAAAAUCACAUUGGGAGUGUUAUCAAGCAAGCAGAAGUUUUAGAAGAAAGUGAUGAUGAUGAAGAUGAUGAUGAUGAUGAGGUUUUUGGCAUCAUAAGCCUCUUAAACUUAACUGAAAGGAAGGGUACUGAAUGUGCUGAACAAAUUAAAGAGCUGGUUUUAAGCCAGUGUGAGAAGAACUGCGAGCAGAGUAUGGUUGAACAGCUGGAUAAGCUCCUAAGUGACACCACCAAGCCUGUGGGCUUCCUGCUAAGUGAAAGAUUCAUUAAUGUACCUCCCCAGAUUGCUCUGCCCAUGCACCAGCAACUGCAGAAAGAACUAACUGAAGCUCAAAGAACAAACAAACCUUGUGGAAAAUGCUACUUCUAUCUUCUAAUUAGCAAGACUUUUACUGAUAAGAAGAAGAAUGCUAGAAAAAAGGGAAGCCGCACCCACCAGAAAGAAGAACUGAUGUUUUCAAAUGCUGAGGAAGAAUUCUUUUAUGAGAAAUCACUUCUGAAGUUCAGUUACUCAGUAGAAGAGGAGAGUGAUUCGUGUUUAGGAGGCAGAUGGUCUUUUGAAGAUGUACCCAUGAAACCUUUACGAACUGUGAUGGUAAUCCCUGCUGACAGGAUGAAUGCUAUCAUGGAUAAACUCAAAGAAUAUCUUUCUGUCUAAACCACUUUCUGAGUUAAUGGUUUCUGAACCUGCAAGAGUUCCUUGACUUGAGAUGUGUCAAGAAAUUUUCUAUAUUUGUUCUGCAUUUUGGGGGGAUCUCCUUUAUAUUCUCAUAAAAUAUAUCAGCUACACAACUUGCUGUCAUUGGCAGGCAGAUUGCAUUUAAAACAUUUGUGUGAUUACACAUGCAAUAAAAAUGUUUAUUUAAUGUAUCAUUAAAUAAUUGCUGGACACAUUUUUAACUAACUGUAGAUGGUUUCCAUACUGCUGAAGAUGAUGGAAAACUCUUACUCCUGCAUUUUGUUCUGUUCUAAAAUGAUUUCUCAUGUCACAUAUUAUAAAAACUGAUGUUAGGGCAUAUAUUGUACAUAGGUUAUGUAUAGUUCAACAUAGUUUGGGAUAGCAAACUUAUUGAAUAAUGCAUCACUGUUCAGCAGGUCUUUCAGGAUUUUUUUUAUAUUCUUUAUCUUCACUGUUUGGUUUUUGUUCCUCAUGUGUUGUUGAAAUGGGCGAUAAAUGAUUGAUUUCUUCCUGCAGAAUGGUCUUGCUUUCACUGGUGGAUAAAUUACUAAAAUAGUAUUGAGGUGCCAGCUCCACAAAUCUGUUAAGAAACAGAAUAAACAAGUGAGGGUAUAUAUUUUUAAAGUGGCAAUCUUUUGAUAUUUUCUUUGUUUUAUGACUCGUGCAGCAAAUGCUUACAGGCAGACACAUUUUGAUGCAUUAAACAUAGAGCUGGGCAGUUGGAAUCCAGAACUGGUUCCAAAGGAAAUAUUCCAGGGAAAGUGUAUAUACAAGCUUGUAGUCUUAAGCAUUGCUACAAAUUCAGAUGUUCCAUCUGUGGCACUUGUUUAAACAGAUAGUGAGUUCAAAAUGAUAGAAUGAAAUCGCCUUUUUAAUAACAUAGACUGUACUUUACUGCAAUUGAAGAAUAUGGGUUUUGAACCCUUUUAAAAAGUUUUUUUAAAAUGUUUUUAAUGCUGUUUUGUUUUAAUGUAUUUUAAGAUCUGUUUUUAUGAUGUUUUAAAGUGUUUUUAGUGCUUUGUUUGCCGCCCUGGGCUCCUGCUGGGAGGAAGGACGGGAUACAAAUUAAAUAAUAAAUAAAUAAAAUACAAUGUUAAUAGCAGUAUGAAAUCAAUGGACAAGUUAACUCUGAAUAUGUCAAUCACCCUAUGUUCUUUCACACACAACUAAUACAUAGCUGUGACAUCAAAGUGAAGCAAAAUCCAUGUAAAUUUAUUGGAGCUGGAACAUUAAUGAGCAAUGCUUAAAACUCGUAGUGUAUGGGUAGUGAUCUCUUAAUGACUGAAUUUAUUUGAAAGGCUACAAUCCACACAGCAGCAGGAAGCCCUUCCUUUCUUAGAUCCACUGGAAUAGAUAAAAAAUGUGCCCUUCUACGGCUUCCCUGAAUUUAAAUAGGUUAUGCGCUAAAGCUUCAGGUACAAUUUGCAAAGUGUAUACUCACAUCGAAGACUAUGUUAUAUUUCAGAUAUAAUUUGCAAUACCCACAAAUGGAACAUCUGAAUUUGUAGCAAUGCUUACAAGCUUCUAUAUAUGCUUUUAACAGACAAACUAGUAACAUUGGGGUUGGAAUAGCUGAAGGAUAAACAUUUCAUUUUAAAUUUUCUAAUUAAAAUUUUAAUUCCUAAUCCAUGCUUUUAACCGAAAUUUAUUUAUUAAAUAGAAAGCACUCCUAAAAUAAAUCAUCUGUUCAGACAGGAAUAGAUUCUCACUAUAAAGUCAGUAAGACAAUGUGACUAUAACCUCUACCUUGUUUCCUCUACAAGGCCCAUUUUAAAAAACCUAAUUAUGUCCCUGUUCCAGCAAGCAAACAAACAAUGAAGUUACAAUAAUUUGCUAAAGGGCUGUUUCAGGACAGCUAACGUCUUGGCUUGGACUCAUGGGUUCCCUCCCCUAACUAAAAUAAACAAAUGCAUUGAGUGAUUCUGCAUUUAUUUUCAACAUCGGAUCAGGCCUGCAAGGUAAAAUUGUCAAAUGGUGAGAUUUUAAGAAACUUGUAACAUUUCAUCUCUUGCUUUCCUUAUAACACUUUUAAAAUGCUAAUAGGUUCAUUAUUAACUUCCAUGGAAAUUUCACUUGGAUUUCUAUAAUUCAUUGUGAAAGGAUCCUAAUGAAAUUUGAAAUGGCUCCCAUCAAACAAUUUCUAGCAUGCGUCAUACAAUCUUAGCCACAUUAUAGUUAAGAGAUUGGUAUCUGCCAAGGAGCCAGAUUCCGAAGGAAUGGUGGAGCACAUGCUUUGUAUGCAAAAACUCCCAGGUUCAAUCCCUGGCAUCUCCAGGGAGGACUAGGAAAGACCCUCGAAUGAAAGACGGGAGGGCUGCUGCCAGUCAGCAGUACUGAACUAGAUGGACUAAUGAUCUGACUCAAUAUAAGGUGGCUUCCUGUGUUCAUAUCCUACCAGAAAUAACAAGACAAAAGUUCAGGAGACCUAUCAACAUUCUGAAAGUAUCAUUGCGUGUGAUGGGAUGCUAGCUUUUUUAAAAAAAAAAACAUGGUAUUUUACUGCUGGGAGCUAAAAGCAGAGAUCACUCAUCCCUUCUGUUUGCCCUCCACUUUCCCCAGGCAGCAAACUAGAAGCUAAUUUCAAUAUCUCCCAUGUAUGUGCUGAAUUUCUAAAUGACCAGAAGUAUAUCCCGCAUCCAUGCCUAUCACCAAUUACUGAAACUAAAAACAGCUGAAAAUAUCAAUGGGUGGCACCAAAUUCCAAAGCAAAAUAAAGUAGGCAGCCUUAUGUUUUACACAGCAUUUCAGUUUCUUUGGUUAAGUUAACGUUUACCAAUGCUCAGUUUGAAAAGAUUCUGGAGUUUCUUACUGUCAUAAAGAAAGUCCAAGGCAAAAAUCGAAAUCGUUAAAGACACAGACCACAACCCACCAACAACUUAUUUUGUGCAAGCAUGUAUAAUCCAUUGGAUAAGGUGAAUACCUGCCAACAGUAUAAUUCUAUGAUGCAGUUCUAGCAAUAAAAGGGAUUUAGCCCAUAGUAACAGCCUUCUCUUACAACUCCAUUUUCUUUCAGCAAAUCUUAUACAGGAGAUGUUUGUGUUGGAUUAUGCUCUUAAAUUAAAAUUAUAUGAUAGACACACGAGUGAAAAAAAAUCCCUGCUUCCUUUUACUCACAGGUCAGGUGAUAUCGCUGAGAUGAUUUUUAUAGAGUUGUUUUCAGCGACACUAAAUUCAUGGAACACAACCACUCUGGGAUCCUUGCAGUGUUGCAGUAUAUUGAUAAAGGGUGAAGCUGAGCUACUUGCCUGUGUGUCAACAUUAAGUAGUUUCCAGAGCCAUCAACAUCAUGAGCUAUCUAGAAUAUGAAAAGUUGCAAGGAAAUUACAUGUAGUUUAUCUGGACUUAUGCCUAUUGCAGUGCAUUACCUGCAUUCAAUUAUCCAUUAAAUAACACAAGAACAUAAAGUUAUGGUUUUGAUGUGGUUAAAUUACUAUAUUUCACAAUUUGUAAGUUUAUAACGAAUUAGAAGAAGACUAUAGACUAAACUAUAGAAUUAAAACAAAUUGUGGGGGAAUAGGAAUGAAAAGAACAGUGCAUUAUUAUUUCCAUACAAAUGAAAGCAAAGUAUUUGGAUUAAACUAAGAUUAUCUGUAAUGUUAAUAAAUUUAGAU
This is a messenger RNA of Rhineura floridana, 4672 nucleotides long. RefSeq names its product BRCA2 and CDKN1A interacting protein (gene BCCIP). The transcript has 7 exons. The coding region runs from base 120 to 1040 and encodes 306 amino acids. Gene Ontology annotation, cellular component: nucleus. The record is from RefSeq and is a predicted model, not a curated record. Lineage: Eukaryota; Metazoa; Chordata; Lepidosauria; Squamata; Rhineuridae.